AUGGGUCUCUUUAGCAAGAAGAAGGAUAAGAGCGGAAAAGAAAGCCCGGCUCCGGCAGCCCAGAACCCGUAUGCUGCACCUCCAGCAAAAGACCCAUACGCCCAACCACCUCCCUCAUACCCGGGCGGUGCAGACAACUCAUUCCGACAGGAGAAGACACCAGCCGUCACGGGACCUGGUCAGAGUUAUGGUCAGAGGCCAGGCGGAUAUGGCGCUCAGGGAGCAAGUUACGGUGCACAGUCAGGGUACGGCCAGGAUGCUUAUGGUGGAGGACCGCCUCAGCGUCCCGGUGGCUAUGGUGGACUCGGUAGGACCCCUUCAAAUGAUACCAUGAGCACCGAAGCUGGCCGCAACGAGCUCUUCGGAAAUGCACCAAAGCGCCAACAAGCUCAGCCAGCACAACCACCACAGCAAUCCGGUGGUUACGGAGGUGCGCAAAGUGGUGGAUACGGUGGCAGCGCUCCUGGCGGCUAUGGCUCGGCGACACCCGGUGGUUAUGGAGCAUACGAAGACCGUCAACUGACGGCUGAGGAACAGGAAGAGGAGGACAUCGAAGCCACCAAGCAAGAGAUCAAGUUCAUGAAGCAACAAGAUGUAUCCAGCACACGAAACGCCCUCCGCCUAGCUGAACAAGCCAUGGAGACCGGUCGCGGCACACUCUCAACCCUCGGCGCACAAGGAGAGCGCAUCCACAACACCGAGCGCAACCUCGACCUCGCCUCCAUCCAAAGUGACCGAGCCAACGGCCAAACCAAAGAACUAGCCCGCAUCAACGCUAGCAUGUUCUCCAUCGUCCCUAACCCCUUCACCGGCAACUCGAAGCGCGAAAAGGAAAUGCAAAAGGCAAUGGACCAGCACGCGCGCGACCGCGAAACUCGCGAGGCCACUAACCGCGCCGCUUGGCACUCUGCAAACCGAGUCAACGAAGCCCAGCGCGGCAUCGGAGCCGCUGGUGCUGGUGGCGCGAACAGCGGGUCUAAACUCAGCAGGAUGAACAAUUAUCAGUUCGAGGCUGAUGACGAGGAUGAGGAUAUGGAGAAGCAGAUUGAUGAUAAUUUGACGCAAUUGCACACCAUGGCCAAGGGUCUUAACCAACUCGGUCGCGCGAUUGGUACAGAGGUCGAUGCCCAGAAUGAACAUAUUACACGUAUCACCGGCAAGACUGAUCAGGUCGACGAUAAGAUUGCUAGGAACAGGCUUAAGCUUGAGCGUAUUCACUAAGGGGGUUUGGUUGGAACGGUCUGGAUGAUAGCUUUGCGUGUCUGUGUACGUGUGUGUUUUGAAAUAGGGUAGAUUAGUCGACAACGGAAAGUUGCGGCUUUGAUGGAGACUCGGGUAGGAGACUUUGG
Molecule: messenger RNA, 1349 nt
Organism: Pyrenophora tritici-repentis Pt-1C-BFP
Lineage: Eukaryota; Fungi; Ascomycota; Dothideomycetes; Pleosporales; Pleosporaceae
Product: SNARE multi-domain protein
Biological process (GO): exocytosis; vesicle fusion
Cellular component (GO): plasma membrane; SNARE complex
Molecular function (GO): syntaxin binding; SNAP receptor activity
Source: RefSeq, a predicted model, not a curated record